Molecule: messenger RNA, 417 nt
Organism: Trichophyton benhamiae CBS 112371
Lineage: Eukaryota; Fungi; Ascomycota; Eurotiomycetes; Onygenales; Arthrodermataceae
Exons: 1
Coding region: 1-417 (138 amino acids)
Source: RefSeq, a predicted model, not a curated record
AUGCUUCAGUCUAUCGUCUUUGCUCUCCCUCCCAGCUCUCCUCCUGCCCAACCGCGGACCCUGCAAAGAAACUCCCCAUUGGCCGCUCCUAGUGUGUCUCCAGCUGGUCACCGACCCGAGGUUUGGCCCUUUUUUGUUUCUUCUUUUGCUUCUUUUUCUUCUUUUUCUUCUUCUUCUUCUUCUUCUUCUUAUUCUCCUUCUUCGUCUUCGUCUUCUGCUGUUGGUGGUUCGUCCAAAAAGGCGGGCGGUUCCAGCCAAAGUAACGACAUCGUCACUUUUUCCUCUCUCACACACACUCCACGCACCCGCAACCGCAAACCACGCAACGCCAGCCAGCCAAAAAGCAAAGAAGCCCCUGAAGAACGGCCAACGAGAGCAAAGAAACGGCGCGAGCGAGCGAACAGAGUCGAUCCUUAG